GACGGGGCUGGGUUUGUGGUUUGUUUGAAAGCACGGUCGCAGGGUUACCGCAGGUUUCUCAUCGCUGAUGCCGAGGGGAUUGUCGACGGAAAGUGCAUCGAUAUGCGAGAAAACGAUCUGCCCAUCGCCGGAGGAGCUGAGCGUGAUAACCGACAAUGUCAAAUGCGAGCAGUGUGGGCUCGUUUUCACAAACGAGUCACGCUAUCGACUGCACGAUCUCAAAGUUCAUCAGCGCAAGAAGCUGGAUAAGAUCACGAAGGAGAAUGUGCGUUAUCACUGCCCGGUGCAGUCGUGCGUCUACGCCGUCAAUUCUCAGAGAUACUUCAGCACUAUGAAGUACCUGAAGCAACAUUAUUUGAAAGUGCACGCCGAGAAGAAUUAUCCUUGUAAUCAUUGCAGUAAGAGUUUCUCCACGAAAUCUGCCAAGGAGGGACACAUGAGAGUCUGCGGUGUAGAGUUCACGUGCACCUGCUCAAAGACUUACACUACGUAUGAAGCAUUGCUUACACAUGCAAAGCGAUCGUCACAUGCUAUAACGAAGAAAAAUCAAAAUUCUUUGAAGCAUACCAAUUCCAUGACAAUACGGAUUGUUUUACCGACUAGCAUUGCAAAGAAACCUCUCACAAUACUUCCUAAUCUAGAUAAGUCAGAGAAAAGUAACGAAAGCACUAGCACUGUGAUAAACAAUACAUGUGACGUUGGUGUGCAGACGGAUGAUUGCAGAAAAAGUAAAAAGAUAUUGAACCUCAACAACAACAACAACAAUCUGCACUGCAGCGCGAGACGUCGAAUGUCCAAGCAAACGCAGACGAGCAGCUUCUCGAAUAAGAAGAGCUUGAAAAAAUCCAUGGAGACGCAAACGAUGCAAGUGCCGCGAGCGAUCAGAGACUCGAAGGCGCAUAAACGCGUGGGAAGCUGUCGCGCGCUAUCGAAACAAUCGGAGCACGCGUUGCUCAAGGAGGAUCUCAAUCUCGGCGACAAUUUCGCGUCGACCAAUUUAUUCCCGGCCAGUCCGCUGCCACUUCGUCACGACGUAGGUCUGCAGGACUUCUGGGAGAAGAACACUUCCGGCACGCAGACGAUACCUGAGAAAGACAUGUUUGAGGCGUUCAACGACAGCGUGACGCAGACAGAAUUCGACACGUUCUACGGACACAGCCACAAUCCUAAUCAGUGCGUGCCGAAGAACUCGGUGGCGUUGAUGACGUUGCCGUACGCGGAAGACACAUCGGCGGGCGUCGGUGGAUAUUCUUACGGUUCGACGGACGGCAUGUCCGUGGCGGAUCCCAUGCUGACCGCCGCCAAGACGUUCGACGACAGAUUCAGCAGCAUUGAAACGCAAACCGAGCAAGCGUUUUCACCGUCGUACUUCUACCCCGAAUCACUGUCGAGGUCGUUCGCGUUGAGCUCGAAUAUCGAAACGCAGACCACGAGCGAUUUGGACAAUAUGGAACAACUGCUGUACAGCAACACGUACACGCAGACCUGCAACGAGAUGCUGUCUUCCGAAUUGGGACUGUCGAACAUACAGACGCAGACUGCCUGGUCACACGACGACACCACAGUUUCCACCGAGACUCAAACGAAGUUCGAGAUCUGCGAAACCGGUUGCAACAUAUCCAUGGGAUCCUGCAGAUCCUGGCUCAACACACAGAUUAGUCACACUGAAACGCAAACCGAUCUGCUUAGCUUUUUCGAAGAACUUCGAUGAGUUAAGUAUGCCUUUUAGGGUAUUUGGAAGAAUUUAAAACUGAAAUUUUCAAAGAACUUUUUUCUGUCUAAAAAAAUUAGGGAACUUAUCUUUUUCAAACUUAACAUUUGAUACUUGAAUGACUCUAUAAUUCUUUCUUCAUGAAUACGAGCACACACUGAGAAGCUUGUAUCACUUUUGCCUAAAAAUUUAAUCGAAAAUAUUCUUUAAAAAAUUAAAGAAUUUUCAGAGAUUUUUCUAAAAUUUAAAUAGACACUUUUCUAUUGUCGUAAACGUUCGCCAAUCAAUUCUCGUCAUACCUGCUUUAUGUUUAAUUUCGAUUUUUAGUGCGUAUUUUGAUCCACACUAUAUUUUCCAAUGCUUGUAUCAUGAACACAGAGUUAUUUUUCAACAGUUUGGUAAUUCAUUAAUUUAUUGUGUUUUACACGAUAUUCACGAUCUUUUAUUUCGCAUUUUUUAUCCAUCAUUCCGCUACAAUACGUUAAAAAAAUAUCCAUUUCAAAUUUAUGGUAGAAUCGAAAAGUGCCUGAUUUCUGGACAUCUUUUAAUGAUCGAACACUCAAACUACUCGUGUCACUUAACUUUUUCAUUUGAGGCUUAUAACUAUUUGAAGUGUCAAGUAAAAAAGUUGACAGCGAGCACCACGACCAUUUGCCAAAUGUGGUUCUAUAUAUGUAUACCUGCAUAUAUGUACAUAUAUACGUGUGCGUAUUGUUUCUUUAAUUUUUUCCAAUACCAAAGUUUUUAUAUACACAUAUCGCACACGUUGGAGCGUAAUCUGGCGUAUACCUGCACAUCCAAUAUCGAAAAUAAGUAUUGCACUGGCGAUAUAUACACAUUGUCAUGAUGCACUUAGCAAUAAAAUUAUGGACUGGAAAUCGGACUAAAUGUACAUCUGUUUCAUAUCUCUAUUUAAAGCCUCGUGUGUACAUGUCGUAUACGCGGUAAAAGGGUCAGUAUUUCUUUCGUUAAAAAUAUAUUUUGUUUUACAUCACAUGCUGUACUUGCGCGCGGUGUACGCGAGCGAUUGCUUUUAACGUCUGUAUCGGUCGUGCGACAACGUCACGUGAUAUUCCGAGUACUUUUUGAAUCCACAUUUCUCGUCCACGUACAAUAUACAACUAAGAAAAUAUAUUCCUUUUAAUUGAGGAAAGUCGCAAUUACGUCAUCGGAGAUGCAUCUCUGUACGGUGCGUUGAAUAGAUUUUACAAACUGUUCACAAACAGAAAUACAAAAAUAUAACGAAUACUUCAUAAA
This is a messenger RNA of Linepithema humile (Argentine ant), 2968 nucleotides long. RefSeq names its product ASCIZ zinc finger protein (gene Asciz). Lineage: Eukaryota; Metazoa; Arthropoda; Insecta; Hymenoptera; Formicidae. Gene Ontology annotation, biological process: regulation of transcription by RNA polymerase II. Gene Ontology annotation, molecular function: DNA-binding transcription factor activity, RNA polymerase II-specific; transcription cis-regulatory region binding. The record is from RefSeq and is a predicted model, not a curated record. Gene Ontology annotation, cellular component: nucleus.